GCUGGCUCUUUUACUCUACCGUUAAUACAGUUACUUUAGUUGCACCCACCACCCCCGCCCCCAAAUCUACCUUCGAUCCUUUCUCUCUGUGUCGGAACGGACAGCGAGGUGACGGUAAGGCAGGAUAUGUGGCCGUCCGGCUUGCGGGUGAUGGUGGUGGACAACGCCUCACGCUACCUCGGCCUCAUGGAGCGGCUGCUGUUGUAGUGCAACUAUCAGGGUUCGAAUACACCCGCAAUGGACAUAUGCCAUUGAUCCAUUAAUCUUCUUCUUUCUUUGAUUGUUUCAUUACGUUCGAGUCAUGUGUUAGUGAACUUUGUUUCCUGAUCGCUUAUUAGCACCUUUUUAUUUGGAUCUUCUACAAAAAGUUAUGACAUGUGCACAAGUUCAAGAAGCUAUAUCACUCGUCAUGGAUAAUCGACAAAGCAUUGAUCUAAUCAUCAGUGAUGCAUUUUUGCAAAGCGAUGAUGGCUUGUUGAUUCUGAAACCCCUCGCCUUGGCACUCGAUUUUGCUGUGAUAAGUAGAUUAACUACUCCAAAAACAUAUAUUUUAGCGAAUAAUUCUACUUGGAUUCUUGAUGUAUUUGCGUGGCGUAGUGUUGUCUUGGAGUGAAGAAUUCGGCAUGAUGAUGAACUAUAUAGCCCACGGAGCUUGCGAUUUCCUGAUCAAGCCACUGAAGAUUAAGGAACUGAGAAAUAUAUGGCAGGAUGUGUUCGGAAACAAAUGGGAUAGCGGUAUGAUACGAUCGGGUAGUCUCGUGAAGAAACAAAAGGAUUGCAUACUACCCAUUCGAGAGGCAGAUGGAGUCGUCACCGACGUCUGUGACCUCAAGAAGGCCAGACUACAGUGGACGACGCAACUCCAUCAAUCAAUUCGUGGCAGCAGUGAACGCUCUUGGGCUCGACAAGGCGUUGCCAAAGAAAAUUUUGGAGAUCAUCAUCUAACAAGGGAGCAAGUUGCCAGUCAUCUGCAGAAGUACCGACUGCAGCUGAAGAGGUCGAGUUCGUGGAUGGCCGUGGAAAGCGUUGAAUCUUCCACGUUUGAUUCCAAUGAGGAAACGCAGAACAACGAGUUCGUGGUGCCGAAUCUGUCAGCAGCUUUGGGCCAAUUGGAUGCGGUGGUGAUGGGGAACUAUGGCAACAAAGCUGGUGAAUCCUCGAGCAGCUCGCGCGGCACGACCGAUGACCUCAACACCUGCUUCGGCGAUGGCUUCCGUGAACCGAACGGGCCCCCGGCGUGAGAAGCCUUCGGCCCCUGUUAUUGGACACUGGAUUCUUAGAAGUCACUGCUAAAAGGCUUUGUUUGCGUUGAGAAGGGGAAGGAAUGAUCUUCGAAUAGUA
Musa acuminata AAA Group (dessert banana) is the source of this 1341-nucleotide messenger RNA. RefSeq names its product two-component response regulator EHD1-like. The record is from RefSeq and is a predicted model, not a curated record. Lineage: Eukaryota; Viridiplantae; Streptophyta; Magnoliopsida; Zingiberales; Musaceae. Gene Ontology annotation, biological process: cytokinin-activated signaling pathway. The coding region runs from base 579 to 1241 and encodes 220 amino acids. The transcript is spliced from 4 exons.